Molecule: messenger RNA, 1587 nt
Organism: Manduca sexta (tobacco hornworm)
Lineage: Eukaryota; Metazoa; Arthropoda; Insecta; Lepidoptera; Sphingidae
Exons: 10
Coding region: 163-1464 (433 amino acids)
Source: RefSeq, a predicted model, not a curated record
UGGAAGAAACUGAAAAACAAGAAAGUUAUCUGUCAAAAUUUACUAAGCGUGACGUUUCACCCGUUUGGUGCUUUUCAAAAAAUUGUUAGCCCAAUAUUCUGGUGACAAAUUAGUGAGGUUUUUGGGUGUAUAGGACGUAUGGAUGUUUGAAGAGUGGUGAGGAUGUCGGAGCAAGAGAAGACGUCGGGCGGGACGGCGCCCAGUGGUCCGUCGGUGGUGAUGGUGGAGUCAGGGGCGCGGCACAAGCAGCCGUACCGCCCCACCGAGCUGCAGGACGAGCCGAUGCCCGAUCUGCACCACAAGCGCUCCCGAGCGCCUGCCGUGCCAUCCGUAGCUGAAGACCUGAAAGCUGCCACUGAGACUUCAGGAACGAAAGAGAGAAAAGAAUCUGAACGUGCGAUGUCUUCAGAUAAAUAUAAGUCUAAUGCUGCCAAGAAACUGUCCUCGCACACCAAGAGACGAGGUUCAUCGCCCGAGGCGAUCACACUAGCGCCAUUGGAGGUUGAAACCAAGCGGGCAGGCCUUUCACCGCCACCACAGCCAAUACCAGCGCAAGUGGAGUCCAUGGGCUCGACGGCGUCAGAUGCGACUGAUAAAUUUGCCGAAGACAAGAGAGACGACGAAGACAGCAUCAAGGAGGAGAUCGCGGAAUUGCGGACCUCUGUUGCGGCUAAACCUUCUUCAGAAUGGCAUGAGAGAAACGAAACCGAUGUCGAAAACAAAACUGUUGAAAUCACUGCUGUUGAGAAAAAUAUGCCUCUGCAAGAACUGAAAGAAGAAACAAAAGACAAUAAGGAAAUUAUGGUUCAGGAAGAUUUAGAUAAAGAUUUAUCAAGGAAUGAAAAUAAUUCGAUGCAAGAACAGGAACAAGAUGCAUCACAGGAUGAAAAUCGUUUGAUGAAAGAAGCGAAGGAAGAUGUAAAACAGAAUGAAAAUAGUCCCCUACAGGAAGCGAAGGAAGUUACAUCAAAGAAUAUAAAUAUUCUAGGAAGAACGGAAGUUCCACUAGAAGGGACCGAUGUCACAAUUACCAACGAUGCCAUCGAAAAUACACGUACUAAGAAAAAAGAAAUAACUUGGGAAGAUAAGGAUUAUCUAAAGACCGUUAAUUUACAGGAGAUUGAUGUGCGAAGCUACGCUUGGGCUGUGGAGCGUAAAGCGUCGAUAGGACCUUAUUUCCAAUCAACACCAUCUUUUGGUGGUCCCUCAGGAAUUACCAUCUGCAUUCCGAAGAAAUCGCGUAAGGGUAUUCAUGAAGAUUUGAAUACAAUGCCUUCAGUGAUUAACAUCACCGUGUCUAAGAAAAGCAUCGUGAACAGAUCUAUUUCUCGAAAUAAUAAUGAACAUGGCAGAAAUAAACUUGAUUUAAAGAUUGGCGAUGCACCAAAUGCGACCUUUUUUGGCGCUCUUCGUGGAAGAUUUCACGACAUACGAGAUAAAAUACGUAAUACAUUGAAUAUUUAAUUACUGUUUAGGUAUUUGGGUUUUUGACUUUGUGAUUUAUUAUUAUGGAGGUAUGUGUCGCGCGUAUUUAAAAAUUUAACGUAAAAUAAAUACAAAUUUAUUUAAUAUAGUUUUUAAUAAAUA